This is a messenger RNA of Trematosphaeria pertusa, 849 nucleotides long. RefSeq names its product radical SAM enzyme. NCBI's taxonomy places the organism in Eukaryota, Fungi, Ascomycota, Dothideomycetes, Pleosporales, Trematosphaeriaceae. Gene Ontology annotation, molecular function: 4 iron, 4 sulfur cluster binding; catalytic activity. The record is from RefSeq and is a predicted model, not a curated record. The transcript has 2 exons. The annotation marks the transcript as partial.
AGCGUCAACUACCACUUCACCCGGAAAUGCAACGCGGAAUGUCGUUUCUGCUUCCACACCGAGACCACGUCGCACGUCGAGCCUCUCGAAAACGCAAAGAAGGGGCUACGGCUGCUUCACGAUGACGGCAUGGAGAAGCUGAACUUCGCAGGCGGCGAGCCGUUCCUGUACCACAAGUAUCUCGGCCAGCUGUGCCGGUUCGCAAAGCAAGAGCUGGGACUGCAGAGCGUGAGCAUCGUCAGCAACGGCACCAGAGUGACGGAGAAGUGGCUGCGCGAAUACGGCCAGUACGUUGACAUCCUCGCUAUAUCGUGCGACUCGUUCAUCGCGUCUACCAACGCUGCGAUAGGCCGCGCGGAUCGCAAGAGCGGCAGGCCGUUCGACAACGUGGCGCAGCUGUUCCAGAUCCGCGACUGGUGCAGGGAGCUCGGUAUCAAGUUCAAGCUCAACACGGUUGUGUGCUCGUUGAACUGGCAGGAGGAUAUGGUGGAUGUGGUGAGGGAGCUGGAUCCGUUUCGGUGGAAGGUGUUCCAGGUGUUGGUUGUGGAGGGGGAGAACGAGAGCGAGCAGCGGAUGAGGGAUGCGCGGAAGAUGCUGGUUACGGACGAGCAGUUUGGCUCGUUCUGCAAGCGGCAUGAAGGCGUCAGGGGGUUUACUCCGGAGAGCAACGAUGUGAUGCAGUCGAGUUACCUGAUCUUGGACGAGUAUUUGCAGUUUCUGGAUGGUGGGAAUAAGGCGCGCCAUUCGGGAAAGAUUUUGGAUGUUGGUGUUCAGAAGGCGUUGAGCCAGGUGGAGUGGGAUCAAGAAGCUUUCGUGGCUAGGGGAGCGAUCUAUGAUUGGGGUAAGGAG